Molecule: messenger RNA, 1077 nt
Organism: Momordica charantia (bitter melon)
Lineage: Eukaryota; Viridiplantae; Streptophyta; Magnoliopsida; Cucurbitales; Cucurbitaceae
Product: protein LIGHT-DEPENDENT SHORT HYPOCOTYLS 10
Biological process (GO): mRNA transcription; response to light stimulus
Cellular component (GO): nucleus
Source: RefSeq, a predicted model, not a curated record
UGCAUCUUCCCUUCCCUUCCCACUCCCACUCUACUCCUAUUCAUUUUUCUCCAAGGGUUUUGCCUUAUUUAGCAAAAUUAGGUAGCCUCAUUGAUCCAUAUCUCUCCUUUCAUCGCCAACAUAACGAUCUAGAAAUGUCUAUUGAAGGCAGAGAAGGAGGAGGAAAAGAUUUUUCUGAAGGAUCUUCAUCGGCGCAACCAGUUGGAUCAACCCCAAGUCGAUAUGAAUCACAGAAACGUAGAGAUUGGAACACAUUUUGUCAAUAUUUGAAGAAUCAAAGGCCCUCAGUCCCACUUUCUAACUGCAGCUGCAAUCAUGUUCUGGAAUUCCUCCGCUAUCUUGAUCAGUUCGGAAAAACAAAAGUUCAUCAUCAUGGUUGCAUGUUUUAUGGACAUCCCGAGCCACCAGCGCCAUGUACUUGUCCACUUAGGCAAGCUUGGGGGAGUUUGGAUGCUCUUAUCGGGAGAUUGAGAGCUGCCUAUGAGGAAAAUGGUGGAUCGCCAGAAACAAAUCCUUUUGCUAGUGGUGCGAUUAGGGUUUAUCUCAGGGAUGUGAGAGAGUGUCAAGCGAAAGCAAGAGGAAUUCCUUACAAAAAGAACAAGAAGAAGAAGCCAGUUCAAAACAAUGAAACCGAAGAAUCAAGCUCUAUGACGAUGUUGCACUUUGCCCCUUGACCAUCUUUUAAGCUCUCUAUCUCUCGAAAUUACAAUAUGGACUAAUAGAGAAGCAUUAAGGAAGACGUGAAGUGAUCAUCGACCGAAUCAAUCCUUCGAUUGAACUUAUUUUUAUCAUUUCAAGAAUCAAUCGUCUUUCUUUUUCUUCUCUGGAAAAGUUAUAUAUGUGUCGAGAAGAUAGAAUCUCUAUUUUAUAUUAAUAUAGAUUUAUAUUUUCCAUUAAAGCCAAUAGUACUUGUGAAUCAGAGAGUUUUCAUUUCCUCUUGGCUUUUGAAAAUUUCAGCUUUUUAAGCCUUUGGUAUCACAAAACUCCCAAAUGUACGUAAUUUGUCUGAGCUUUGUAAUAUGUGUGCAUGCCUGAUUUGUACUAUGGUUAUAUGCUUCAAUAUAACAUAUGGGCUUU